UGCAGCAUCAAUAAAUAAAUUAUGUUUCUCUGACGUCUUAAUUAAGAGCGCAUCGUUACUUGUUACAGACGGCAAUUAUCGAUGAAAACACAAGAACGAAUAGCAGAAAACGCAGAGAAGUCGAAGCAGAAGAAGUUUGGACCUCGAGCUGCUGCACGCGCCUCGAUUCUCUGCUGGCCGGCAGCUGAGCGGCAGAUUCGAGAACCAUCGCGCUCCGGCCCCCUGCUGCUUCCAGAUCUUCAGCCCAACAUCGCUGCAGCCCAGCCCGUGACAUCCGCCAUGGAGGCCUCGCACGCGUCCAGCACGAGCCGCUCGAUGCUCAUCUCCGACGCGCUGCGCAAGUACAAGAUCAUCGUCGGCUACCUCGUCUUCGUCGCCAUGCUCGUCGGCGUCUUCAUCGCCAAGGACCGGUUGCUGCAGUGCAGCCUCGCCGUGGGCGGCAUCGUGGUGCUCUGGACGCUCGAGCCCAUCCCCUAUCACGUGGCCUCGUUCGUGCCCCUGGUGGUGUUCCCGCUCUCCAACCUCAUCCCGGCCAAGGAGGUCGCCAUGAGAUACAUGAACGACGACAUCAUCCGGGCGCUGUCGGGCCUGUUCAUCUCCAUCCUGCUGCAGACGUCCAAGCUGAACCGGCGCAUGGCGCUGUAUCUGUUGCUCGCUGUAGGCACCAGCGUGCGAUGGCUCCUGCUGGUGUACAUGUGGCUCGUGUUCCUGUUCGCCAUGUUCGUGACCGACGCCGCGGUGACGGCCAUCAUGAUCUCGCUCGUGGACACCCUGGUGGCCGAGGUGUACGCCAGCAAGGUGCGCGUGCGCGUCGUCAAGCUCAACAAGGCCAACGAGGAGGCCAGGCUCAAGCAGCAGCAGGCCGCGGCCGCGGCCGGAGCCGAACAGGAGGCCCGCGCGGCGCUCGAGGGGCAGGACAUCGCGCCCUACGCCGACUACGAUCACGUGCUGCACGAAGAGCAGACGCACUGCGCCAUCCUCCGCAAGGCGUUCAUGCUGGCCCUGAGCUACGCGGCGGUCAGCGGGACGGCCGUUCUGCUGGCGAACCGACCCUGCUUCAUCCUCGAGGCGCUCCUGCUGGACCAGUACAACUACGGGAUCAGCCAGACCAAGUGGGUGGCCGUGAAUGCUGUCUUCGGACUGGUCACUCUGGUCUUCGGCUGGCUGUUCGUGUUCUACACUUUCCUGCGGAAGUACGAUGAAGACGGGGCCGAGGACUCCACCGCAGCCAAGGAAGUUUGCCGCAGCAAGCUUGAACAACUCGGAGAGAUGACGCUGAACGAGAUGACUGUGACUGGUCUCUUCUUCCUCUGCCUGGCACUGUGGGUGACCAGACAGCCACACAUCAUCUACGGCUGGCAGGACCACCUCGGUCUCCGGGGAAACGGGUUUAGUGAGGAAAUAGUGCAAGCCCUAACUAGUUCCAAAGCAAGGGAGCUCGAGGUCAAGGGAGUGUACGAAUGUCCAGUUGUGGAGGAGACAGGCCUGGCCGGCGUUUGCGUCCUCGAUCGCGAGGUGGAACUGGAACGGUUGCCGCUGGUCAUGGAUGCUGACCUAGACCUAGACUUGUCCCUUUGUUUGGUGUUGGGUGCGCGCUGA
Molecule: messenger RNA, 1599 nt
Organism: Dermacentor andersoni
Lineage: Eukaryota; Metazoa; Arthropoda; Arachnida; Ixodida; Ixodidae
Source: RefSeq, a predicted model, not a curated record